Medioppia subpectinata is the source of this 1758-nucleotide messenger RNA. Lineage: Eukaryota; Metazoa; Arthropoda; Arachnida; Sarcoptiformes; Oppiidae. The record is from the annotation of a GenBank genome assembly.
AUGAAUGUUUCGAACCCGAAAUCAAACUUUUUUGACGAUAAUUUUCAAAAGUUGGCACAUAUAGGGAGGGGUGGGUUCGGAGAGGUAUAUCACGUGAGGCAUAUGAUUGAAGGGGAAGAGUACGCGGUAAAAGUAGUCAAGUUCCUUGACAUUUAUGGGGAUCACAAAAGACAGGAAAUAUUAAAAGAAGUGCAAAAUUUAGUUAAAUUGCGCUCAGAUUUUGUGGUGAAUUACCGCAACUCAUGGCGUGAAGACAAUCAUCUGUACAUUCAAAUGGAUUAUUAUCCACAAAAUCUACAGACAAUUAUCGAUAAUAAGCACAUUGUGUUUGGGAGACAAACGGGAGAACUGAUGAAAAUAUUUGAGUAUUUUAUUUCGUGUGAAAUAAUUAGAGAACUCUUAGAGAGUGUGAAAUAUUUACACGAUUUGUGUCCACCGGUUAUCCAUCGAGACCUCAAACCGUCAAAUGUGUUGAUUUCACAAAAUAGUAAUAACUCUCGGUUUAUACGGUUGUGUGACUUAGGAUUGGCCACCAGUCAUGACAUGACAUCCAUGAGCCACACCUCUAAUGUCGGAACCGCACAAUAUAUGGCACCAGAAAUAUUUCAACCCCGAUAUACAAUCAAAGUAGACAUCUAUAGUCUGGCAGUGAUUGCGUUUCAUUUGUUUGAUUUAUUCAAUAUUGAAAAUCCAAUAGAAAAAUACAAAUCGACCGCAUUUUCAACAACCGGCCGACCAGUGGUCGAGUACUCGACGACUACAACGAGUGGUCAAGUCGAGAAUGUGUCCCGAAAUGAGGGAAUGGAAGGGAAAGUGAGUGUCGGAGAGGAAGGAAACACACCUCAGGAGAGACACAAACGGGAAGAGAGAAACCAAAGCCAUGUUUCAAUUGGUGUUACUUUAGGUCAUAAAUCACGUGAUAUUCAAAGCGAUAGAACGGAUCAAUUGUCGACACGAGUGAUGAGUAGUUCGGCCGCCGGUGGAGACAAACCGUCUGUUUCUAAAGGAAAUGCCAGUAAAUUGAGGACAAAAUUUGAAAGUAUGGCCCAAAACGAAAAAAUGGUUUCUAAACGCAGAGCCGAUGAGGAGAGGGACAGACGUCUGGAGCGCGAGAAACACAAGAAGAAAGCCGAGAAAGAGAUACAACAAGUGGUGACUAAAGCGGCGGUUAAUCCCGAGUCCGACGCAGAGAAACAAAACUUGAAUUUCGUGAAAACCGCGAAACCGAGUAAUAAUAGCGAUUCGCUGACAGGACUGACGGCUACGGCUCUGUAUGACUACAAAGCGGCCGAUUUGGAUGACAUUAGUUUCCAUACCAAUGAGUUGGUCACUGAUAUAGAGAUGAUCGACGAGGGCUGCUGUCGGGGCCGGUGUGGCAACAGAAUGGGUCUCUUUCCGGUCAAUUAUGUGCAAUUCAAUCAAAUGACUGAAUCAGAAAUCACUGACAAAGACAAUGAUAUAGCGAUCGCAUCGAUUGUUGGCAAUAGUCUAGCAAUUGAUCCCAAAUAUAAGUCUAUCGAUAAUGAAGUAGACAUUAAUUGUAUUCAAUUAUUUCACGGUUUCGAUGACAACAAAGGGUUUAAUGUAUUGUUUGCCAAAAACGAUGGUAUGGUUUACGGCAUGGGAUCUAAUCAAUGGGGAAGACUUGUUGUGGUUAUAAUCACUCACUUGUGGUCACCGGUGAUGACUGUGUCUACGGAUGGGGUAAUAAUAGUUAUGGACAGUUGGGUUGUGGGGAACAGCAAUCAAAUAAAAUAA